Amphibalanus amphitrite is the source of this 2734-nucleotide messenger RNA. RefSeq names its product univin-like. NCBI's taxonomy places the organism in Eukaryota, Metazoa, Arthropoda, Thecostraca, Balanomorpha, Balanidae. The coding region runs from base 236 to 1483 and encodes 415 amino acids. The record is from RefSeq and is a predicted model, not a curated record. Gene Ontology annotation, biological process: SMAD protein signal transduction; BMP signaling pathway. The transcript has 4 exons. Gene Ontology annotation, molecular function: cytokine activity; growth factor activity. Gene Ontology annotation, cellular component: extracellular region.
GAUGUAGCUCAUGAACAUUGAGUGUGCUAAGCGGGAAAGUGAACGGAGAGCGAGAGGUGGGCAUGGCGAGGACGGUGUGAACGGGAGAGUGUUGGCCGUUUCUCCGGACUCAGAGUGCACUCCGAGUGCGGCUGGAGUUCCAGCAUAGUUACUUACAUUGUUCGAGGACGCAAUUGGCGCGGCGCUGCACCUGGUGCUCGGGCCAGUUGGAGACGGGGCCGGCCGCUCAGAAGCCAUGCGCAGGUCGUCGGUGACGGUCAUGCGUCCGGUGCGUUCGCGGUGUGGUGCGUCGGCGGCGGCGGCCGGGCCGCUGCUGCUGCUGGUGCUGGUGGCUCGAGUCGUCAGCGCGCUGCCGGCCGACUCGAGGACGGACGCGAUCGAGGCCGAGGAAGCGCUCGACGAGGUGGUGGACAGUAUACGGGAGCGACUCAUGCGAGAGCUGGGAAUCACCAACAACAAGCCAGUGCUGAACUCGACAGCCGAGGAGAUGGAGGCUGUCAUGGAGCAGUACCGGAACGCGCUGGCCGAGAUGGAGCGGCAGCGCGAGCAGGACGAGUGGGAGGACGAGGACGAGGACCCGCUCGAGGCCUUCCACGACGUCGUCGACGAAGGUUGGCUGCGCACCCGCUCCCGGCGCAGCGUCCACGUGCGAGCGCGCACACCGUCCGGCCUGACCAGCUUCUUCCCGCUGAACGAGGCCGGCCUGGGCGCGCACGAGCAGGUGCAGGACGCCAAGCUGCGGCUGUACCUGGAGCUGGUGCCAGGCGCGGCGCCGGCGGAGGUGCAGCUGUCUGUGUACCGGCUGACGGGCGGCGGCAGGGGCGGCCGGCGGCCGCGGCGCGUCCACCAGACCGGCCGCCGGCUGCGGGUCGCCGCCAGCGGCUGGUAUGAGCUGAAUGUCACCAGCGCCGCCCAGCAGUGGCAGGCGCGGCCCGAGCGCAACCACGGCCUGCAGGUCGAGUGCCGCCGCUGCGCCGACACCGUGCGCAUCGUCGGCGGCGACGGGCCGCGUCAGCAGGCGCCGCGACUCGCCAUCCGCACGCGCACCGUGGGCCGCAGCAAGCGCGACAGCAACGGCUUCCUGCCGCGCGGAUCGCGAGGAAAGCCGCACGGCUGCCGGGGCGGCGCACGCUCCAAAUGCUGCCGGCAAGAAAUGUUUGUCGACUUUGACGAGCUGGGCGGCUUUGAUUUCAUCAUCAACCCACGCAACUUUUCGGCGUACUACUGCCGCGGCCGCUGUCCGCCGUCGUACAACACGGCCACGGACCACGCACUACUGCAGGGCUGGAUCUACCGGAAAUGGAAGAGGGAGCAGCGCGAACUGCCGCACGGAGCGGCGGGCAGCAAGACGCCACCCGUCAGCCGCACCUGCUGCGUGCCGAGCAAGUUAACCGCGCUGCCCAUCGCCUACAAGGGCGAGGACGGCAAGCCGCACUUCAGCUACUGGGAGGACGUGGUAGCACUGGAGUGCAAGUGCUCCUAGGCGCCGCGGCUGCGCGUCGCACUCGCCGCAUCGGCGCCAAUCACGCACACAGAACCGCCGACCUGGGCCUCCUAGUCGACCGCUCAUACGGGGACCUUGACUAUUUAUUUCACACACACACAGUCAUUUUCAUCGCCCUCAGUCGCUUCUGAGUGGACUCAUCGAUGUGGUCGUUAGUUGUAUACGUGGAUGUAUUACGCCGCCCGUGACGAUGGGCAUCGCCAGCCAAGUCUUGCUCCAUCGACGAAUCUCUGUGCGAUGCUCUGAUUACUAUGUGCGACUUGUUUGCGCUCUGGACACUCUUUGGCUGGGUACCUGUACUCUGGAGUUGUGUAGAGUUGGCGCUCGGCUCCUAUUGGACCGUCGGGAGCACGGACUCGUUUGUGCACGGACCCGUUGGGCCGGCUGGCCAUCUAGUGAGGCUCCGUUUGCAGGUCGGUAGUUGUGUAAUGUUCUCUUUGAUCUUGGCCAUGUGCUGCCAUUUAUUCCGGUCCCGCUUUCCGGCGGCGUGUCGCCUGCGCUGUCCUCUCCCCUCUCGUGUUCUCUCCAUACCGUGGCCCCGCGCCGCUGCACCAAAGAUCGCCGCGCCGACCGGCGACCCCGCCCUCUCCAACCUGGCGCUGUGUCCAGGCGCGUCAUUUUGCGCGUGUUUUUGAGGACGAGCUUCCGAGGGCUGAGCGCUGGUCGCCGCCCGAAGCUCUGCAGGUGCGCUGCCGGGCGUGGCUGGUCCAGCUCCGGCAGCAGCUUUAGCCCUGGUGUCUGAUCUCUGAGCUGGCCGGUCGCACUCGGCGUCCGGCCCGCUCCCCGUCUGUGAUAUAUUUUUGUAAAUUUGUCGUGCAUCAAUCGACGUUGUGAGCUUAUUGUUUACUGAAUGGAUUGUAUUUUUCUAGAUAAGCAUCUUCGUUUUGGUGGAUCCGUCGAUGUUGGUCGUGCGUUUUGGUGUUGAUCGUGGUGGACCCGAGGCGGCGCCGGCGGCGCGAGCGACCCGCUGCCGGCGCCGGGCGGCCGUUUUGGGUGGGGCGGCGGCGGUGGGCGCUCGCAGUGCCACUGUCGGGCCAGGUCCCGCUCACUGAGGAGCCAGUCGCGCCGGCCGACUCGUCACAAACUCGGGGCUGCUGUCCAGCGUGACGAAAACAGCGGCCGUUACAUACCUUGAUACGAUUCAUGUUGUGAGAUUUUUCAGCCGGCUGUUUUCAAAUGCAUUGUAAUUUAUGGACAUUAUGGAGGAAAUACACUAGACGACCGUGCUUA